Lathyrus oleraceus (garden pea) is the source of this 1767-nucleotide messenger RNA. RefSeq names its product SEC12-like protein 1. Bases 275 to 1459 code for a protein of 394 amino acids. NCBI's taxonomy places the organism in Eukaryota, Viridiplantae, Streptophyta, Magnoliopsida, Fabales, Fabaceae. Gene Ontology annotation, biological process: endoplasmic reticulum to Golgi vesicle-mediated transport. The transcript has 10 exons. The record is from RefSeq and is a predicted model, not a curated record. Gene Ontology annotation, cellular component: endoplasmic reticulum membrane. Gene Ontology annotation, molecular function: guanyl-nucleotide exchange factor activity; protein binding.
CACGAGAAAUCUGAUAAACCUAACUCUGAAAGCAGAUACAAAAAGUGAGGCAUGUCUAGUUGAUAGUAAUAAUAAUAAUAAUGAAUGAAUAAAAACAAAGUAAAGGCAGUUUGUGUCCUACUUGCGCCCUAUUCAUUGACCUUGUUUUCUUUUUUUCACUCUCUAUAUUAUAUAUAAACAUUCCGAAUCAACCAUUUCAGAAGAAACCCUUGUUUUUCACUUCUGCAAUUGAGAAAAAAAAACAAAGCGAAGUUUCCAAUUUCAGAAUAUUUUGAUGGAGAAUGAUUCAGGGUCACCUCAGGGUCCGGUUACAUGCGGCUCGUGGAUUCGGAGGCCUGAAAAUCUCAAUUUAGUUGUUCUCGGAAGGUCCAGGCGUGGGAAUUCAUCUCCUUCUUUGCUUCAGAUUUUCUCUUUCGACCCUAAAACUGUUUCCAUGUCUACUUCUCCUCUGGCCAAUUUUGUGUUAGAAGCAGAGGAAGGUGAUCCUGUUGCUAUUGCUGUGCACCCUAACGGCGAUGAUUUUAUGUGCUCUUUAAGCAAUGGUAGCUGCAAAUUGUUUGAGCUGUAUGGUCAUGAAGCAAACAUGAAGCUGUUGGCCAAGGAACUAAUCCCUCUACAGGGUAUUGGUUCCCAAACAUGUAUUACAUUUAGUGUUGAUGGAUCUAAAUUUGCUGCUGGUGGGUUGGACGGAUGUCUCAGAAUUAUGGAGUGGCCUAGCAUGAGCAUAAUUUUGGAGGAACCAAAAGCACACAAAUCUGUGCGGGAUAUGGAUUUCAGUCUAGACUCUGAAUUUCUAGCUUCAACUUCUACGGAUGGUUCAGCAAGAAUUUGGAAAGUUGAAGAUGGUGUUCCUGUGACUACUUUGUCUCGCAACUCGGAUGAAAAAAUUGAAUUAUGCCGAUUUUCCAAGGAUGGAACCAAACCUUUUCUAUUUUGUGCCGUUCAAAAAGGGGAUAAGUCUCUAACUUCAGUUUGGGACAUGAGUUCAUGGAACAAAAUUGGGCAUAAGAGGCUGCUUAGGAAGUCGGCUUCAGUAAUGUCUGUUAGCCACGAUGGGAAAUACCUUUCUCUGGCAAGUAAAGAUGGAGACAUAUGUGUUGUUGAAGUAAAAAAGAUGCAGAUACACCAUUAUAGCAAGAGACUACACCUCGGUACAACUAUUGCAACUUUGGAGUUCUGUCCUAGUGAAAGGGUUGUCCUUACAACCUCAGUAGAAUGGGGAGCAUUGGUCACUAAACUUAAUGUACCUAAAGAUUGGAAAGAGUGGCAGAUAUACUUGGUGCUUUUAGGACUAUUUUUAGUGUCAGCAGUUGCAUUUUACAUAUUCUUUGAAAACUCUGAAUCAUUCUGGGGAAUUCCGGUGGGAAAAAACCAACAAGCAAGACCAAGGUUUAAACCAAUGAUAAGAGACCCUCAAUCAUUUGAUGAUCAAAACUCCUGGGGACCGGUAGAUAUGUAACCGCAUCGACAUUCUUCGACGUCGUUCGGUUGGAAGCAGUAUCAGUAGUAGCUGUUAUGUAAGUGGUAACAACAUUGAUCUCAGGAGGGAUCACACAUUGUAGAUUUAGACAAUUGAUUGCUAUUAUGAGCAUUUAUUUUGGUUUCCUUUUCUCUUUGCUGAAAUUUUUUGAAGUUGAUUUGUAAUUUAGUUUUAUAAAUAGGAAUAGUCAAAUUGGUUUUUGAAAUAUUGCAUGUUGCUCUAGAGGCUGUGAUGUAACCAUGGAUGAGUUUUCUACUCAAGACAUUUGGGGCAUAUUUUCCACUUAA